This is a messenger RNA of Rotaria sp. Silwood1, 507 nucleotides long. NCBI's taxonomy places the organism in Eukaryota, Metazoa, Rotifera, Eurotatoria, Philodinida, Philodinidae. The record is from the annotation of a GenBank genome assembly.
AUGGAUGAACAUCUUCGUGAAUUAAUUCGUUAUGUCAGGCGUACAUUCUACGAUCUUCCCAAAUCGCUCGUUCUCGAAUACAUAUUUUACCAUGAUCGCAUUAGACAACAAGAUCUAGCCGAUUGUUUAUGUUUAGAUCCUAAAACAGUUCGUUCAUAUAUUCAAGCAUUUAAACGUGACAAAUUCAUUAUUGAAGAUCAUCGUCUCGAAUCCAAUGAUGGAACGAAUAGUCAACAGAAUCAAGAUCAAUAUUAUUAUAGGCUUAACAUCCCAACAUUUAUCAAUAUCGUCAAAUAUCGUCUCAUUCAUAUGCAAACAUACGUGGAAAAUCUCGAACGACAACAAACCACUAAACCAUCGAAUUAUAAAUGUGAACAAUGUCGGAAAGAUUAUACUAAAUUUGAUAUUGGCAAAUUAUCGUUUAGGCAAGAUGCUUGGAUAUGUUCCAGCUGUGGCGAUAAUGUUCAAGAAGACAUUGAAGCAAAAGAAACGUCGACAAUCGGUUGA